Molecule: messenger RNA, 1360 nt
Organism: Danio rerio (zebrafish)
Lineage: Eukaryota; Metazoa; Chordata; Actinopteri; Cypriniformes; Danionidae
Gene: klf9
Product: Kruppel like factor 9
Cellular component (GO): nucleus
Source: RefSeq, marked provisional
CACGCUGUCUCGUGUGGCUAAUACAAGAUUGGGAAUAAGCACCUAGGAUGUCCCUUCGAUAACUUGUAGACACAAGAAACACAAGCUUUUAUCCUUCUUUUGGACACUCUUUCAUCCAAGUCACAUUGGGAACGACACGUGUAGGCGUGAAACCACGUUUUCUGGAGUCUGCUGAAUCCCGAUGCGCAGAUGAUGACAACCCCCCACACUGCCAUUUAAGUUUUACUGCUCUUUUACACCGGCUUACUUCUACAUUUACAGCACAUUUGGGGUGACUACGAUGACGGACGUAGAUAUUGCAGCAAGGUCCUUGGGGACGGUUUCAAACGUCGAGCGCUCCGACAAACUAACCGGCGAGGAGGGGUCUGAAGAAAGUCAAGAAAGCCGGACUCUGUUGAUGGUCGCAAUGAUUCUGCUGGACUUAAACCAGUGCAUACCGAGCGGCAUCAGCGCCAAGCGAAUAGUGGACAGUGAUGCGGAGAAUCGGGAGAACCGGGAGAAGUGCAAACAGACUGCGGGCAGGGUUAAAAGGACACGGAAGCGCGACCGACUGCACGCAUCCGCGGAGAAAAGACACUGCUGCCCGUAUGCAGGCUGUGGUAAAAUAUACGGCAAGUCUUCCCAUCUGAAGGCGCACUUCAGGGUUCACACCGGUGAGAGGCCCUUUCAGUGUACCUGGCCUGGCUGUGCAAAAAAAUUCUCUCGCUCGGAUGAACUGACAAGACACUUUCGCACACACACGGGGGAAAAGCGUUUCAUGUGCCCACUUUGUGACAAAUGCUUCAUGAGAAGCGACCACCUCACCAAACACGCCCGCAGACACGCUGGCUUCCACCCCAGUAUGCUCCAGGGUCACGCCGGGCGAAGACGACACUCUUCAACAUCCACAUCCUCCUCUGGCUCCAGCGAUCAUAUGUCUGCUGGUGUUUAAGCAUUUUGACUGUCCCUCCUACCUGACACAACACGUUCAGGAGUCUCUGCUAGUGAGUUGGUGAUGUAAGAUAUCAGGCGUGUUGCGUGAUAGAGACAAACAAAAUAUUCUGAAAACAAACAAUGAAUAUCACACGUGCAGAAAUCAUCAAGCAGGAACAAUGAAUAAUGAACUUUUAAUCCGAGGGUUAUUUAAAAGUGUCUUUUUUGGCAUUUGUUGGUUCCACAAAGAACCGCCAACAUCCAUAAAAUCUUGCACAAGAAGUCAUAGUUAAAAAACAAAACAACAUGAGAUCUUUAGAUUAUUGAAAUGUUUUUCAUACAAAAAUAUUUUCUAAAAAAGAUCACUAAAAUGUUUUUGGGAACCAAACAUUGUUGUUCUAUUAUAUUGCCACAAACAAACAAGGAAAUGAAAAACCUCCCCCAGCAU